AGCAAGGAAGAUAGAAGAAUCAAGUUCUCGUUCCUCACAUAAGGUUGAGCACAUGCACAUGGGGUACAUUUCUAAUUAUUAUUUUUAAUUAUUAAUGUUCAAGCAUGAAGACUGACUUAUAACAAGUCAACGGGUUUCUGAAAGUUAGUCCCCAUUGGCUCAACCUCACAAUGCCUGGAUCCAAGUACGAGAACAGUUUCGACCAGGAUGAUGAGAUCCUGCGUCAGAACAAUUACGAGCAGACGAAACUCAUCGGAAACGGUUCCCAUGGAUUUGUGUACAAGGGUCGAGACUUGACAAACAACGGCGCCACUGUCGCUCUGAAGAGGAUAGUGAUCCCCAGCACUGAUGAAGGCAUUCCCAUCUCAACGCUGCGAGAGAUCGCAAUGCUCAAACAGUUGGACGGACACGAACAUCCUCACAUCGUCCGGCUGCUGGACGUCUGUCACGGACAGAUGCUGGAGAAGGAGAAAUCACUUGCAAUGUUUCUCGUGUUUGAACACAUUGACCAAGAUCUCGCCAAGUACAUCGAGAGAUGCCCACCACCCGGAUUUAGUGAAAGUAAAAUCCGUGACUUGAUGUAUCAGAUCCUCUCUGGGGUGGAUUUCCUCCAUUCCCACCGAGUGAUCCAUCGUGAUUUAAAACCCCAAAAUAUACUAGUCUCUAAUGAUGGGAGGGUGAAACUGACGGAUUUUGGUCUGGCCAAGACUUACGAUUAUGAAAUGCGGUUGACGACGGUUGUGGUCACAUUGUGGUAUCGAUCGCCAGAAAUCAUCCUCGCUUUGCCGUACGCCUCAUCAGUAGACAUUUGGUCCUGCGGUUGCAUCAUGGGCGAGCUGUACAAGCGGUCACCAUUCUUCUGCGGAACUUCAGAAGGCGACCAGCUGCAUAAAAUAUUCAAAAUCAUCGGCACCCCACCUGAAAAUGAGUGGCCCGAAAACUCAUCUUUGAUGUACUCCAGUUUUGAACAACACCAAAAGUUGCCUCUGCAGCGAGUACUUCCAGAAAUAUCCGAGUUGGGUAAAGAUCUGCUGGAAAGGAUGAUUGUUUUCAGCCCCAAACAACGUAUCAGUGCCAUGAAUGCGUUGCAGCAUGAUUUUUUCAUGCAGAGUGUGAAUGACGAAGUGAACGUUAGUAAGUAGACUGAAUGUCAUGUAAGUACCUGGAUAUACUUUUACUUCUUCUACAAUUUUCUUUAUUCAUAGAAAAUGGUUAUUUAAGAAUAAACACACAAAUUUAAGUCCGUUAGUAUUUUGUAGCAGAGAGGACUAAAUUUUGUAACAGUUAAUGAUAAUUUUACAGGUUAUUAUGCUACCUACAUUUACUUGAAAAUUUAACUAUUCCACAGUUUAAAUUUCCAUCCUUGCCAAAUACAUAUUAAAAUGCCACUUAAUCACCCAGAGCAAUAACUUUGUAAUUUUUGUUUAAUAUAUGUAGUCUCGGUUGAAAAUUACCUGGAAUUAAUAAUACUAACAUGUGUAAACUCAACUUCAUUUAAGUAACCAUUAUCUCUAGAAUUGUUGGAACUCAUGAUUUGUGAAUACCGGUACCCUACUACUUAUCCACAUAAUGGAGUAAAAGAUUAGGCCUAUAUGCCUUUAUUGUAGGGUCCACAACAAUAUUUUUGAUAUUACUUAUAUUGACUUCCAAAGUGUCAUUCCAUCAAUGCAAUCAUAGGCUAAUAUUUUUAGCUGCCAAAGUUUAUAAUGUUUCAAAUAUUUUAUACUGUGCCUUAUUGUAAUAUUUAAAUGUGAAAAUGUGCAUGAAAUAACGAAAGCUGGCAAAGUUUUGAUCUUAAAAACUCAAGUAUUAGUACCUACAGUAAUAUUUAUUUUUAGAUACCGGUUGGUAUCACAAAUAAUGGAGCUCAAGCUGGUCUUAUUUAGGUAAACUUAAUAAUUGUUAACAGUUUCUAAUUUAAAAUAGGCUACUCCUAAACUUUACUUUGCAUAGAUUCAUAGGUACUUUGGUAUUAUUCGGAGGCCACCCUUAUACAGUGCGCUGCGGCGGUUAUGUUAGUUUGGAUUAUCACAAACAUGAUUGUAGGACUUUCCUCGUUUCGUUAUGAUUCGAACGAUACCAGAUGAGUCAUACUUUCUCCCGCCAAAUCCCCUCCAAGUAGGCCAAGGUCAGGUCGUUGACCGCGCGCAUAACCUGUCACACUCUGUAUUUGGGUCUGUGCCCUGAGUAAAUUAUUGCCGUGCACUAGGUUAGUUUUGUCUCUAUAAUGAGUGACGUUCUUUUGAACAAAACGAGGAAAGACCUACAAACAUAUUUAUGAUAACCCAACCUACCAUAACCGCUGCAGCACGCUGUAUAAGGGUGGCUUCCGUUUCAACUCAAUUCUCGCUGACAUCGCUGCCUUCUGUGAGGCAGAACUCUUCUGUGAGGGGGAGAAGGCCGCUAAUGGUAAUCAUGUCAAAUUUGGACAGUAAGUCAAUUAAAAUAUCUUCUUUCCAAUCAUGUAGUUAUUUUUUGUCUCCGUUUAAAAAAUCCCUCUAAAAUAAGUGGAUAAUACCAAAGUACCGAUUCAUACCACACACUAUCACCUGGUUUUUUAGUCUCAGUUCACACUUGUUCUUACAUGCAAAAUUGAAAAUAAAACAGUGUGUAAAACCUAUUUAACGAAUGAGCGUUUGUGAUGACUUUACAAUGGUGUUUAGUAUGGCAAUAAUAACAUCUAAUAUUACCCAAUAAUUCAGUAUGAUGUUCUAAUUUUAGUAUAAUGUAGGAAUUUAAUGCUAGUCGAAAAUUAUUACUAAUUAAGUAAAAGCCUAUUUCAAAAUUAAACAAAUCAACAAUCCUAAAUUAAUAGUUAUUCACAUUUUAGUAGUUGGAAACAAAUUUUUUCUUCUUUAAUCUGCUGGAAUUGUUUGAAAACAGUUUAUAAAGCCUAAUUUAGAUGAUUUGGAAUUUCACAGUCUGGGCCUAAUAAGCUAAUGUACAUACGGUUGAAAUUAAGUUUCUUUGCAGUUUGGAGUGUAGGUACAAUAAUUAAAUGUUAGUGUGUCAAACGUGUGUGAAAAUGUUACAACUAUAUAUUUAUUACCUCUAUUUAAAUUACUUUGUGAAUUACAUGUUGAAUCUUGUAUACUUAUUUGUUACUUGAUUUGUCUAUGGAUAUUUUUUGUAGAAUAGUAUUUAGGAUUUGUGAUAGAUAGUAGAUUUUGUAGUAUCGAUUUUCUUGCACUUACUUAGUCCUGUGAGUCUUCUAAUUUCUCUUUUCUCAAGGCCUACGUUGAACUUUGUAUUUUGGCUGCAAACCCCUAGUGGUAGGAAAAUGCUUUAACAUCUUUGUUCAGAAACCUCUAUGUCUAAGCCACAUGUAAGGUUAAUAUUUAUGUUUAACUAUUUAACAAUAUUAACCAUUGGUUUUUUUUUUCGGAUGUGGCCUACAAAACUGAAUCGGUAACAAUUUGUUAGAGAAAUUCUAUUGUUAAUGAAACUGUGUUUCUAUAUUUCUUGUGUUUUUAUAACAUAACUAUUUAUGUGCUGGCAUAUAGUAGUAAUUUAAUCAUUGACUAAAACUUGCACCUGUGCUUUAUUUUUCUAGAUAUUUAUGAUAUUUAUAGUAGCAUUAUACAAUUAAUAAAUUAUUAAAAUGUA
Molecule: messenger RNA, 3606 nt
Organism: Macrosteles quadrilineatus (aster leafhopper)
Lineage: Eukaryota; Metazoa; Arthropoda; Insecta; Hemiptera; Cicadellidae
Gene: Cdk4
Product: cyclin-dependent kinase 4
Exons: 2
Coding region: 171-1142 (323 amino acids)
Biological process (GO): protein phosphorylation; regulation of G2/M transition of mitotic cell cycle; signal transduction
Cellular component (GO): nucleus; cyclin-dependent protein kinase holoenzyme complex; cytoplasm
Molecular function (GO): cyclin binding; cyclin-dependent protein serine/threonine kinase activity; ATP binding
Source: RefSeq, a predicted model, not a curated record